CAUUGAAAACGAACCGCAAAAUCGAAACCAAGAAGUGAACCAAACGCAAUUUCGCUAACUGGGGGUCCGUACGAUGGGGGCCGCAUCUAGCAACCCGAGGACGCUGGUCGUGAAUAACGACUCACCUGCCGGUCUCAUCGACAUAUCGGACGAUGUGGUGCAGCGGCUCAAGAGUGGCCUACCGUCUAAGGCACAAGGUCGCACCGAUUCCCAGCAGUCCGGUGGAGCCAACAGCAACGUGCCCAGCAGCACCGGUUCCGGCCCUAGCUCGUAUCCCAACCCGCCGGUGCCGCCGUCCGUAAUGUACCAGGAUGAGCUACCCUUCACCUCGAUGCAGGUGCGUCAGGAGAAAGAACGCGAGCUGCGAGAGAAUGACGUAUACUGGACCCAGCGGCUGAAGGCACUCGAGGCGAACUUGGCCCAAACCAACCAGGUGAUGGAGAAGGAAUACAGCGAUGCGGUUGCCGACGUGAAGAAACGAUUCGCCACCUCCGCCGUCCAGCAGCAGCUGCCUCCUUGCCAGGACCUAAAGGCAAAGGUAAUUGCGUGCUACCGGAAGCACCCACAGGAAACGCUGCGAUGUGCGGAAGAUGUGCAACAGUUCGCCGAUUGCGUCAAUCUGCAUCGUAUCCAGUUGCUCCAGCAGCGUAUGACAGGCGAGAACCAGAAAAAAUAAUCACCCUCUUGUGACUGGUCGUUGUGCGUGCAGGAGGCAACCCGUAAGCAGAUCGGAGCACAGAUCUUUCUUUUCUCUUAGCUCUGUUCUGGAGAAUAAAGUGAGGUCGCAAUAUCCGCAAUGAAUCGCAAUUAAGAUUUUCCAACGAUGUUUUUAUGCCGCUUCUGUGUUGUCCGGUGGAGGCGAGCCUUGACCUGUAGCACUCUAGUUGUGGUUCCCAAAUGUCUGCCUAGAGAGUAAAAUAUCGAACUUAUUCGUUUGUAAAUAUAAAACCCAGAU
Molecule: messenger RNA, 955 nt
Organism: Anopheles nili
Lineage: Eukaryota; Metazoa; Arthropoda; Insecta; Diptera; Culicidae
Gene: Chchd3
Product: MICOS complex subunit mic25a
Exons: 3
Coding region: 74-676 (200 amino acids)
Biological process (GO): inner mitochondrial membrane organization
Cellular component (GO): MICOS complex
Source: RefSeq, a predicted model, not a curated record